AUGUCUACUUUCCAGAAGCCCCCGCACACGGCGUUGAUCGACUACGACUCUGCUCGAUCUCUGCAUGAUGGCAUUCCGUACCAAGGCUAUGGCCAGGCACCUUAUGUGACGGCCACCACGCUGGUUCCUUCCCCCAUGCCCGAUCACGCAAGCCAGAUAUCGGACUGUGUGCCCUACAUGGCGAACGGAGAGUAUGCGAGUUCCUACGAAGAGGGUCGUUCACCAAUGAUGGCCGCCGAAAAUCGCCAAAUACCGGAAGUAGUCUCCUACUCCCCCCAGAGAGGCUCCGAAGGCACCAGGGUCUUCGUCCAGAUUCAAUUGCCAUAUGACCUCCACUCAUCGUCCUAUGCGACUCUUUACCUGGUCUUCGGCUCGAAAAAGUGCGAAUGUGUUCCUCACUUCCUCGGCUUCCAGGGUGCUUCGUUUCAAUAUGCACUUUCCGUCGACACACCUCCUUUCAGCUCCACGGGCUCUCCGUCGUUCGCAGUUCCCUUGCAAGUGUCCAUGGACCAUAAUGACUGCCAUGCAGUCACGCUACAAGUGGGAGUUUAUACCUAUGAACAUGCUUCGAUGCAGUCGCCUUCCGACGAGUCUCGCAAGCGGAGGGUGCCUUCAUACGCGGACGAACCCCUCUCCAGGGCACCCAAGCGAGUCACCGGCCCACCAAUGCAUGCAAAGGAAUCGCCCAGCGUAUCCUCCGCGACCUAUUCACCGUAUCUGCAGUCUCUGCCGGCAAUGAAUAGCUUCGUCAGCCCACACCACACGGCGGCAUCGCCGCGAGUUCCUUCGACCCAGUAUCCUGGCCUAUCUAACACGUCUCAAGCGUCUAUCCGGGCGCCAUCACCUAUCACUCCAUCAUACAGCCCGUCGUUCCUCGCGGUCAGCAACGAUGCACGAAGCACUACUUACACUAUCGGCCAUCCUCUGCGUCAGCAAAGCCAAGCAUCACCAGGCAGGUUCGGAAAUCCCACCCUCAUUCGGACGUCGACGUUGCAACAGUCGGGCGCAUAUGGCCAAACGCAGUCGUUCAAUCCCUAUGCCAUGUGCCCGACGAAGGCAGUGUUGAAGUUGAAUGGUGAUCUCGAUUCAAUGACGGAAAGCUGGUCCAGAGAAGAGCGGGAGGCAAAGCGUCGGUUGGUUCAAUUUACACGGAUGCAGAGUGGCAGCACAAUCCACGCAGACUUCAAGCCUGUGGCGCCUGAAGACCGUGCUCCUAAUAGUAUCUGCAUCAGUUGCAUCUACUGGGAUGGGAAGGACGAAUGCUUUGUUACCAGCGUUGACACCAUCUACUUGCUCGAGUCCUUGGUGGGAGUCCGGUUCACGGUGGAAGAGAAGAACCGCAUCCGCAGAAACUUGGAAGGCUUCCGACCACUUACAGUGUCCAAGGCCAAGGCUGAUAGUGAGGACUUUUUCAAAGUCAUCAUGGGGUUUCCCGCACCAAAGCCCAGGAAUAUCGAGAAGGACGUGAAGGUCUUCCCCUGGAAGAUCCUCAGCCAUGCCCUCAAGAAGAUAAUCGGUAAAUACUCUGCUAGUUACUCUUCGAUUUCUGGAACCCUGGCCACCCCGAUUGGAUCGAACUACACCAGCAACGGCGCUGCCUCUGACUCUGGCACUGAGCCUCAGAAUGCAGCGUCGCCUCAGUCCGUGUCAGAUACUGCUGCCCCAGCCAACUACGGAGCCAGCCUAGCUGCUUCGACAUAUACACCCCCUUCUAUGACGGGCGGCUCGGAACUGCGAGGCGGACUGGCUAGUGUCAAUCAGCCCUAUUCUUCCGCCUUGGCUACGCCCUACUCGUACCCUUCUGUCUGUCAGCAGCCGAGCCAACUUGGACUCACAGCCACUGUGAACAGCAGAACUUGGGAGCUGAAUCCUCUUCUCAACUCUGCCGCAGCCACUGGAAACCCCAGCAGCAGCGCGUGCUACAACUACCUUGCUCCCAUGCCGUAUUCCGUGCAUGGCCAGGCCCACGGGUCUUGA
This is a messenger RNA of Aspergillus neoniger CBS 115656, 1977 nucleotides long. It is a transcript of the gene medA, whose product is annotated as transcriptional regulator medA. NCBI's taxonomy places the organism in Eukaryota, Fungi, Ascomycota, Eurotiomycetes, Eurotiales, Aspergillaceae. Gene Ontology annotation, cellular component: nucleus. The transcript has 3 exons. Bases 1 to 1977 code for a protein of 658 amino acids. The record is from RefSeq and is a predicted model, not a curated record.